UAUAAAAUGUCGCCACGGGUAUCGCUCCCAACCAGUCUUAAUCGGUGAACGGAGGUUCUUUCGGCUCGCUUCGCAGUCCUGUUCUUCUUUCACAGAAAGCAGAAACCAUGAAGCUCGUCGCAAUAAUUGUUCUGAUCGCUGCGGUUGUCUACGCCGCUGACGAGAAGAAGGAGGAAGAGCGACCUAAAACCUUCAAGAGGCUCAUCCCUGCGGACGUUCUCAGAGAUUUCCCAGGAAUGUGCUUUGCCUCUACAAAAUGCGCCACCUUCGAGCCUGGCAAGUCUUGGGACCUCUCGCCAUUCUGCGGACGCUCGACCUGCGUUCUCGGUGAUGAUAAUUCCGGUCGCCUCUUCGAACUGGUCGAGGAUUGCGGACCUCUGCCAAAGGCUAACCCCAAGUGCAAGCUGUCUGAAAGUACCAACAAGACCGCCAGCUUCCCCGAUUGCUGUCCAAUCUUCGAAUGCGAGGAAGGCGCUAAGUUGGAAUACCCUGAGAUUCCAACUUUGGCUACGCCUAUCGAAGGGGAGCCUGAAAAGGCUGACGUCUCCACUACUCCAAAAGCUUAAAACUCUUUUACUUUAACCUUCGACCUCGUACCGUAUGGCCUCGCUGCGAUGCGGCUUCCUAGUUCCUUCUAGAACGUCAUCAAAAUCAUGAAAAAGGAAAUACCAUUCAAGCAACACUGUUUUCAAGGGGCCUUCGUUCGUGGCAAUUUAAAUUUGAUACAGGAUGAGAUUCCGUUGUCAAUGUUGAUGGGAGACCUAUGAAAUUACAGUGAAGUGAGACAGAAACAGAGUAAGAAGAAGACAGAGACGUGCUAACACGACAAGCACGAGGAGAGGAAAAAGGAAAGAAGUAGGAGAUGAGAAAAAGUGGUCCUGAUAGAUAGACUAGUUUGGCGCUUGUAUUGUCAGGGAUUAUUAUUGAUAGGUACACGCCAUGAGGACGAGGUCGUACUGUAUUUCCAUUCACCGUUCAUGCGAUUCGAUGCUGUACAUGCUCCAGAUUUCAAUUGGUAUACUAUAUUUAUAUAAGUUCAGAAGUCGCUCUUACUUUUUUGUAGCGCAUGUCUUUUACUGAUUAAUUAAUUCAUAUACUCUACUGGAACCUCGAGAUUCGAUACAUAUAAGAAAUCUUUUGUAAUAUUUUCAUAAUUUUUUGGUAACUUUUUAAAACCAUUUUUGCAAUCGUAAAUAAGAUCGAAAAGUAUUUUUUUUAUCUCUUACUAGUCGUUGGCUGAAAAUAGAUAUUUUCUUGUGUAUCGUCUCUUACUUUUGCUAUUUUUUAUUGUGAAUGAUUAUACGUAUUUUUGAAAUAUCCAAGGUAAUACAAAAUCGUUGGAGUUCGAGAACAUAUCCCUGCGGAGGACAUUACCGCGUGUGUACUGUAAACGUGUGUGAUUGUAACUAAAUGUGAUUAAAUUAAUACUUAUUUAAUGUACAGAA
Cephus cinctus (wheat stem sawfly) is the source of this 1445-nucleotide messenger RNA. RefSeq lists its product as uncharacterized. Bases 108 to 566 code for a protein of 152 amino acids. NCBI's taxonomy places the organism in Eukaryota, Metazoa, Arthropoda, Insecta, Hymenoptera, Cephidae. The record is from RefSeq and is a predicted model, not a curated record. The transcript has 2 exons.